AUCUUCACAAUCGCAACACGUCCGAACACCGCCGAAAUGAGCUCCACCAUGACUGUGACAGAGACCGAACCGACAUACACCGAAAGAAUCCUCCAGCUAUUUCCCGAGAUCAACACGAGCCUCGCGACCCAGAACCGGUCAGCAACUCAAGACCAAGAUCUCGCUGGCUACGAUGAAGAGCAGAUUCGAUUAAUGGACGAGGUGUGCAUUGUGCUGGAUAAGGACGACGCACCAAUUGGCAGUGCGAGCAAGAAAGUAUGCCAUCUCAUGGAGAACAUCAACAAGGGCUUGCUCCACCGCGCAUUCUCCGUCUUCCUCUUCGACUCGCAAGAUCGCCUCCUCCUGCAACAACGCGCUUCAGAAAAGAUCACAUUUCCCGACCUGUGGACAAACACAUGCUGCUCUCACCCGCUAGGCAUUCCCGGCGAGACUGGUGCGACCCUCGAGGCUGCUGUGGCUGGUGUCAAGCGAGCAGCACAACGGAAGCUUGAUCAAGAGCUUGGGAUCAAGAAGGAGCAGGUGCCGAUCGAAAAGUUCGACUUCCUCACACGGAUACACUACCUCGCACCCAGCGAUGGAAAGUGGGGCGAGCACGAGAUUGAUUACAUUCUGUUUAUCAAGGCGGAUGUGGACUUGAACAUCAAUCCGAACGAGGUGCAGGCGACCAAGUACGUGUCGGCAGAUGAGCUGAAGGAUAUGUUCAAGGAUGAUUCGUUGAAGUUCACUCCGUGGUUCAAGCUCAUUUGCCAGAGCAUGCUAUUCGAGUGGUGGCAGAAUCUGAAUGGAGGACUGGACAAAUACAAGGGCGAGACUGAGAUCCGUCGCAUGUAGAUGUAGCAGUUCUUGCAUUGAGUGGGCAACGAGUUGGAGAAGUCGCUCUCGAGUACGGACAUGGCACAGAUACCCAGACAUGGUUUUGAGUUCAUUCUGUUCUGUUGCAUGAUAUCCCAAGACCUAGUAUUGGACGAGAAACACGGGAAUCUUAUGCUCUU
Messenger RNA from Zymoseptoria tritici IPO323, 992 nucleotides. RefSeq names its product IDI1, isopentenyl diphosphate:dimethylallyl diphosphate isomerase (gene IDI1). Gene Ontology annotation, cellular component: cytoplasm. The record is from RefSeq and is a predicted model, not a curated record. Gene Ontology annotation, molecular function: isopentenyl-diphosphate delta-isomerase activity. Bases 37 to 831 code for a protein of 264 amino acids. Lineage: Eukaryota; Fungi; Ascomycota; Dothideomycetes; Mycosphaerellales; Mycosphaerellaceae. The transcript has a single exon. Gene Ontology annotation, biological process: isopentenyl diphosphate biosynthetic process; isoprenoid biosynthetic process.